GAGGUGUUAGUUCCGCGCGCGAUUUCCAUCAAGUAGGAUGUUAUAUUAUCGAAUUUAAUUAAAAGUGGUACUUUUUUUUUUCCCGCCAAACAACCACACUUUGUUUUCGAAUUAUUUUUUUGCAUUUUAUUAUUCGACAUUAUCAACAAUUCGAGCAAAAAAAAGAAAAAAAAAUUGUUUAGUGAAAACUUGGACAAUUGUGCCCAAAAAAAAUUUGAUAUUUUAUUUAAAUUCUUUUUUUCAUUUUGAAAAUAAUCAACGGGAGAGAGAAAAAUUGCAUUUUCUUCGAAAUGUCCAGGGAUAAUUAUGAGGAAGCUGAAUCGACGUAACGAUCCACGACAGGAUGGGCAAUCGGCAGUUGAAGCUGGUGGUCCUGUUCACCAUACUCAUCCACGCCUAUGGACGAGGUAUUGUGCUGGACAGCCAGGGACCUGUCCUGGUAUCAGAGCCACGUCCGGUGAUCGAAUUUUCAAAUGACACUGGAACAAUGAUUCACUGCUUGGCACAGGGUAGUCCAACACCCCGCGUCGAUUGGGUGAUGAGCGACGGUUCACAAGUUUUGCCAAUAUCUCGUAUACGUGAAAUGCUAGUGAAUGGAUCCAUGUAUUUCUUGCCAUUUGGCGCUGAGAGUUAUCGUCACGACGUUCAUUCGGCUGUCUACAGAUGCCAAGCUUCCAACAGUGUCGGCAAGGUGCUGGGUCGUGAAGUCAGCGUGAAAGCUGUGGUGCGUCAAAAGUACGAGGUACAAGUACGAGAUGCGUACGUUUUCUCGGGAAAUACAGGUGUACUCAGAUGUGAAAUUCCAGCUUUUGUCAAGGAGUACAUUGCAGUAACAUCAUGGGUUCAAGACUCUGUUUUCAACAUCUACCCCUCUCAUGAGAGUGAUGGAAAAUAUCACAUGUUACCAACUGGAGAACUACUUGUUUUCACUGUAACAUCAGCGGAUGCGCAUUUCAGUUACCGAUGUCGUACUGUUCAUCGUGUCACUGGGGAUACAGUGGAAAGUUCCUCAUACGCUCGCCUCGUACUUGCCGAACAUCGAAAUUCUGUGCCACCACGAUUCAACGAACGCGUAAGCCCAGCUCCAAUUCGCACUGGUGAAACAAUCGUCUUGUCCUGCAUCUCACAAGGAAUACCACCGCCAAUGUACCUCUGGUUUCGCGAAUCCAUUUCUGGCACUGAGAUGAUCGUCAAUUCCGAGAGAAUUCAUUCUCGUGCUGGUGUUCUUGUUUUGCAAUCCGCCCGAGUCGAUGACGCUGGACGCUAUGUUUGUCAUGCCAACAAUACUGCCGGCUCCGAAAGUGUCGAACUUGAAGUCUCAAUUAUCAGCAGUCUUUCAAUACGAUUACAACCCCAACAGGUGACAGUUGACUUGGGAAAAGAUGCUGAAUUUCAGUGUUCAUUUACGGGUCAACCAACGCCAAUGAUAACAUGGGCAAAAGAUGGUUCACCAUUGAGAGAGGGAAAUUCUGGUAGAGCCAAAAUUAUGGGUAGCAAUGGAACAAUUUUACACAUAUCUGCCAUAACACGCGACGAUAAAGGAAUGUAUCAAUGUUUUGCAAAAAAUGAUUAUUCAAUGGUACAAGCAACUGCUGAACUUCGACUUGGCGAUGCAUUGCCUCAACUAGUGUAUAAAUUUAUUGAACAAACUAUACAGCCAGGACCUCCAGUAUCUCUCAAGUGCAUCGCCACUGGAAAUCCUACGCCACAUUUUACUUGGUCAUUAGAUGGGUUUCCUCUUCCUCAAAACGACAGGUUUAUGAUAGGACAAUAUGUCACGGUACAUGGGGACGUUAUAUCUCACGUAAACAUAAGUGGCGUUCGCGUUGAAGAUGGAGGUGAAUACAGGUGUACUGCAGACAAUAGAGUAGCUAAGGUGCAUCAUGGGGCACGUCUAAACAUUUAUGGAGCACCAUUUGUACGGCCAAUGGGUAAUUAUGCCGCUGUCGCUGGCGAAACGACCGUCAUCAAAUGUCCUGUGGCUGGAUUUCCCAUUUCCUCCAUUACAUGGGAAAAAGACGGCCAAGUUCUUCCGACUAGUCGGCGGCAGCAAGUUUCACGUAAUGGUACUUUGGUCCUUCAAAAUGUGGACAGCAGCACCGAUCAAGGCGAAUACAAGUGUACCGCCAAAAAUAAACAAGGACGAUCAAGUUCAAAAACUGUACAAAUUGACGUUAAAGUUCCGCCCAAGAUUGCCGAAUUUAGUUUUAACAAGGACCUUCAGGAAGGUGUUCGCUCACAGGUGACAUGCAUGAUAGAGAAGGGUGAUCCGCCAUUCACGAUUUUGUGGUCGAAGGACGGUGAAUCAAUCUCUAAUUCUAAUUUCGGUCCCUCUGGGAUGUUGCCCAAUUCGAAAGUGGGUCAAAAUACUGGUUUAAGAGUCACCAGCAUCGAUGCUCAUUCCAGUACAAUUGUUAUUGAACGAGUCACAGCUGCUCACACAGGAAACUAUACAUGUGUGGCUCGCAAUUCAGUGGCAGAGGUUUUUAGGACUGCCGAAUUAAUCGUUCGUGUUCCACCGAGAUGGGUGAUGGAACCUCAGGAUGUUCAUGCACCUGAAGGUAUGUCACGAUUGACAUUACACUGUCACGCUGAUGGAUUUCCACCACCAACUGUAACAUGGCGAAGGGGUGCUGGAAAGGGACCGGGAAAUUAUCACGAUAUUUUGAAUCAUGAACAUACUCAAGAUCUCAGUAUGCAUUCAAAUGGCUCUUUAGUUUUUGGAAGAGUACAAGAGGGACAUGAAGGUUAUUAUCUUUGCGAGGCUGUUAAUGGAAUUGGAGCUGGUUUAAGCAAAUUGGUUCAUCUCACCGUCAACGCACCGGCGCAUUUUAAAGAGAAGCACAAGAAUCAGACGGCACGCUUUGGGUCAAAUGCUUCAUUGAGAUGCGACGCGAAGGGUGAUCAUCCUCUAAAAAUUGUCUGGAGAAAAGCUGGAUCACUCCUUGAUCCUGCUGUCUCGGAUUAUCGUUAUACGGUAAAAGAGCUCAACACCACGGACGGUGCAGUGAGCAUUCUUGAACUUAUCGGCACAACACGAGAAGAUAGCGGUCGAUAUUUUUGCAUGGCAUCAAAUGCUUAUGGCCGUGACGAAAUGACGAUGCAUCUUUACAUUCAAGAGCCACCUGACUUUCCGAAAAAUUUACGGGUUACCGAAAAAGGCAGUAGAUUCAUUAAACUUGGAUGGACCACCAGCCAAGAUGGCAAUAGUCCAAUCACUAAGUACAUCAUUGAAUAUAAAAUUGAGACUGAUGUAUGGCAUGAUCAUACUUUUCACACAAACGUUCCUGGAAAUGAAGCUCAAGGACAUAUAAAUGGUUUACGACCAGCGGUUACUUAUCAGUUUAGAGUCUUUGCGGAAAAUGAUCUUGGAAGGAGUCAAGCUAGUGAUGUAAUGGAUGCAACGACAGAAGGAGAAAAACCUGGAGGUCCUGCCAGGAACCUAAAAGUAGAUCCUGUUAGUUCAACAGAAGUAAAAGUUACGUGGGAUCCUCCUGAUCAUGAUUUAUGGAAUGGUGAAAUAUUGGGCUAUCAUGUAGGAUUUAAAGAAUACAGAUUAUCAGCAGAGCAAUAUAAAUACAGAACAGUGGAGGGUCGAAUAUCAUCAGCAAGUCUAGCAUUGGGCUUAGCUAGAACUUCAAUGCCCAGCCGAUCGUGUCACUUGCCGGGACUUAAAAAAUUCACUCGAUACAGUAUUGUAGUUCAAGCUUUCAAUGCACUCGGUCAAGGACCAUUGUCACCGGAAGUUGUUGCAACAACACUUGAAGAUGUUCCAAGUAGCCCACCUCAGGAUAUACGAUGUACCGCUCUCUCAUCACAAUCAUUACAAGUAUCAUGGGAAUCGCCGCCCGAUUCGAGUUUAAAUGGAAUUUUAAAGGGCUAUAAAGUAAUAUGGGAGAAUAUGGAUAUUCUAACAGAAACAACAAGAUUGGAAACAAAAUUAACAACAGCAUUAACAGUGGUGAUAAAUAAUUUAGAGAAACAUGCAAAUUAUUCUGUACAAAUAUCGGGUUACACAAGAGCAGGCGAUGGUGUUGCAUCGAGUCCUAUUUUUUGUGUAACGGAAGAAGAUUUACCAGAAGUGCCUGCGGGCAUUAAAGCUGUUGCUAGUUCAAGCAAUUCGAUCAUAGUAUCUUGGCAACCACCGCUAAGGAGCAAUGGUGUUAUUACAUCUUACAGCGUUCAUGUUCAUGGACCGGAAGGAAAGUGGUUGCGUCGAGCUUUACCAUCACAUCAAACGAGCUAUCAGGCUGACAAUCUCACCAAGAGAAUUCAAUAUGAGUGUAGUAUAGCUGCUACAACUUCAGUUGGAGAGGGGCCGAGAACACCAUCCGUUACUGUUUCACCUUCCAGUGAAGUUCGAGCUGCUGUUUUCUCAUUUGGAACAACUUUAGUGGUGCCUUGGAAGCAGGACGUAACAUUACCAUGUCAGAGUGUUGGAAAACCGGAACCAUCAAUAAUCUGGAAACAGUGGGGUGAGAUGGUGAAACCUUCAGCAAGAAUCUCAAUGCAACCUGAUGGGUCAUUACAGAUAACGGAUCUUCAUCGUGAAGAUAGCGGAAAUUACACCUGUCUUGUUGAAAAUCGACAUGGUUCUGAUCAAAUCACACAUCGUUUAACCGUCCAAGUUCCACCAGCUGCACCACUUUUACACGCUACAAGCUCAACGAGUAAUUCCAUUAAUGUACAAUGGAAAAAUGGAGACGAUGGUGGUGCACCAAUACGUGGCUAUAUUCUUCAUUAUAAACGUGAAUUCGGUGAAUGGGAGGAAGUUCGAGUAUCGCAUAAAAUAAAUAGUCAUCUUUUAUCCCAACUUUGGUGUGGUACGGAUUAUCAAAUUUAUCUUACGGCUUACAAUAGAAUUGGUAUGGGUUCACCAAGUGAAAUUGUUAAAUCAACGACUGAAGGUUCUAAGCCAGCAGAUUCACCUGCCAGUGGCGAUAGAUUUAUAACCGUUAAUGUUUCAUGGAUUAUUCUUCAUUUACAUAUGUGGAACGAUGGUGGUUGUCCAAUAACAUUUUUUGAACUCGAGUACAAAAGAAGUGGCGAAGAACUUUGGACACUUGUUUCUAAUAAUAUUGACGUACAAAAGACUUAUACUCUUAGUGAAUUACAAUCAGGUACAAGUUACGAAGUUCGAGUUAGAGCUCAUAAUAAUGCGGGUUCAUCAGUUGCUGAAUAUAAAAUAACAACACUACAACCUCACAGUAGUUCAACUGUACCUGCAAUCGAAAUUGAUCAUUUUAUUCCACAGCAUCCACCAGUUUAUUCUGAUAUGAAACUUAUUUUACCAUUAGUUUUAAGUUCAUUUGCAGUUAUUGCUGCUGCUGGAGCUGUAUUUUAUUGCUUCAGAAAACUAUUGUUUGCAAGUAAUAUUUGUAAUUCAGGGCCUUUGAUGGGUGAUUUGGGAAGUCUUCAUGAUGCGCAAACAGCAGCUGCCUUAGAUAAUAAACAAAAUAUGGAGCAACGUGAACAAUAUUAUGCGACUGUACGAAAACCCCUUCGAUCACCAAUUCAUGAAAUGGGUACUCUUGAAAGGAUACCAGGUGAAAAGUACUCGGAAGAUAUUUAUCCAUAUGCAACAUUUCAAUUGAAAGAAAGUGUACCUGCAGGUGGCGACAGUCGAUGUGACUCUGCUGCCCCUCUACAAACAUUUGUCUAUCACGAUCCUCGGUUAUCAGCUGCUGAUACACUACAGUUACGCGAGUCGGAUUGCAACCGGUACACUAAGGUGCGCGGAGGUCGUUCAUCCUCUGCACCAUUGCAUAAAUCGCACAAGACCCAUCAGGGAAAGUCCGAGUCGGAGGAAUACGACACCCUGGGCUCGGACAGCGACACGGAAGUCGGGACCAGCAGCCGAACUGAGUCUUCCAAUCACCUCGUCGAUUCGCAUCUUUCGACCUCCGUAGCUGCGGCUGACGCGCGUGUUCACAACUUCCUGUACCAUGGACCAGAAUCUAGCACGUCUACAGAACCCUCACCGGUUUUUGAGAGAAAAUCGUUUCCUGGAAGGGGACGACCCAAGAUGUUACAGUUGGCGCGUUAUACCGGCGAGGAGGCCCGGUCAAUCUUCGGGCUCCACGGGUCUGGCCAUUCCCGGCACCAGUCGGGCUCUGUCUUCCGGGAGCACCAGCAGCAGGAGCGCGACGGACCGGGACACUUGUUCAUCCCCAAAUUGGAUCCACCCUCGGGUUUCUCCGACCCGCAUGAAUUAAGUGAAGCCGAAUGCGAUUUAGAUCGGGGACGAGGUCAACGAAAUCUUCGUGACUUUAUUAUCGCGGUGUAAAUAUUUAAACAAAACAAAUAAAUAAAUAAUUGUAAGCGUGUAUUAUCAUGAAUUUUCAUCAAUGAAUUUUAUCAUUUCGAAUUACAUCGAUAAAUAAAUGCAGGAUAAAAUUAAAGACUCAAAGCUGCCACUUAUAAUAAUAAUAAUUAUAAUAAUAAUAAAAAAAAACAACGUUCCAAACAACUCGGUCAUCAUCAAUAUGUUGUAUACUUGUGUGUACUUGGAGAAAAAAAAAAAAAAAGAAUUUCGGAUAAUCGCGCGCCAAAAAGUUGUCUUGUUGAUAUAUCGUAUACUUUAUAAUAUAUAUGUACAUUGUUUAAUACGAGAUUCGUACACUUAUGUUUCAAACAAUUUUAGAGAUUGUUUAUAUUCUAUUUACUUUGUAAAAUAUACAAGAAAAAAAAAAUAUGAAUUGCGGUUUGGAUAUA
Leptopilina boulardi is the source of this 6714-nucleotide messenger RNA. Its product is annotated as cell adhesion molecule Dscam2-like. The record is from RefSeq and is a predicted model, not a curated record. Gene Ontology annotation, cellular component: axon; plasma membrane. The coding region runs from base 344 to 6286 and encodes 1980 amino acids. Gene Ontology annotation, molecular function: protein binding. The transcript is spliced from 26 exons. Gene Ontology annotation, biological process: axon guidance; cell-cell adhesion. Lineage: Eukaryota; Metazoa; Arthropoda; Insecta; Hymenoptera; Figitidae.